AUGAAGUUUGAUCUACAAGUGAAUAGCUGUACUCAUUCUCCUUCGUAUGCGAAUGAAGCACAUACCCGUUCUCUGUCUCCUUGGGAAUACAGGUGAAUAUGAAUUUUUAAUCUGUGAAAUAUUUAGCCUUACAUUUUAAGUGUCAUUUUAUUAUAACCCCAUGCAUGAAACCUAUGGAGUCUAUACCACAGGGUGCCUAAAUUUAUGUUGCCUAGCAACUGCUUCACUUUUCUAUUCUACAGUGAUACCUGUCAUAUAUAUUCUGUUUAAGCUGCAUUUUAUUUUAAAUGUUCUUCUGUAGCAAAAUAAAGUUUUAGGGGAGAAUUACCAAUGUGAAACAGGUGUCUAUGUAUACACGAGGGAAUUGAUCAAGACUGUUACAUUACUAAGUACUGUUUUUUUUUUUUUUUUUUUAAUAAUUAAACUAAGUGCCCUUGAUGUAGCUUAGUACAAUAAAACUUUUGUAGCUUUAUUGUACAUCUCUGUUGUUAUUUUGUGGGAUGUGCCCCAUAUAUACAAAUCUCAAAUGACUCCCUUUUGGGUUACCCCUCUUUUAGACUUUAACCCCACCCGGUUUAGAUCUGCUGUCAUCCUAUUUUGGUACCUGCCACUAAUCACAGAUAUUUGAGAAUUGCUAAAAUAACCACGGUUGUCUGCUAGUUUGUGUAAUCCAUACUUGGUUUGAUAAUUAUAUCUAUCAGCUAAACACAUAUGUAUUCAACCAUGUUCUGUUUUAUUUCUGUAGUAUGAAUGAGGACAAGAACAGGUUCCCAGCCAUCAUUGCUGAGGCAACAUGCACACACAAUCGAUGUGUGGAUUCCACCGGUAACCUGGACUCAAGUGCGUCUUCUGUUCCCAUCAGCCAAGAAAUAUUAGUCUUGAGGCGUCCAGAGGGAGAUCCUAAAAUGGGCAUCAUGCUGGACAAGCAACUAAUCACUGUGGGAUGUACUUGUGUUUGGCCUAAUACACACGAAACAAAACAAAAUUAAUUAACAAACUGUUAUAUUCAUAGAAAACUUCUGUCUGACUCUCUUUCUUCCUUGUAUCUCUUCCUCUCUCUGUUUCUCUCUCAUUAUAUACACAUAUAUUCUCUUCUCUCUCUCUCUCUCAUGUGUAAAUGAUUAUAAUUAUAUAACUAAUUAUAUAAAUGUUAUUUAUUAGGAAAAACAACACUGUGACAAAGCAGUGAAACAUGUGCAUAUAUAACCAACGCUAUAUUAUUACUUUCAUUUUGUUAAUAAAAAUAUAUACCAUACCACAAUAUACUUUGCUCUUGUUUGCUCUUUGUUUUGAAAUUCGCACUGCGGCCAGGAGGUUACCUUUAAAUGUUUUGCUAAAUGGGCAACUUUAGCCACUCGCGAUGGGCUAGGUGUGGAAAGGGGCGUGAGUGAGAUCAUUUUGACCGAGAUGAGUGAGUGGGCAUCCCUGAACCUAUUUGUGUGAUUAUUAACAGUUAUAUAUAGCUGACAUUUUCUGUUUUUUUUUAAAGUUAUAAAAUGGGACUAUUUAGCAAAAGUAACUGACAUACAAAAUAAUAUUGACAAAGACAAGAGGUGAAGAAAGUUUUGCAAAAGGCUUGCAAUCUAGGAAGAAUUGAUAAAGGAACCCAAGAGAAAGAACAAUUUCUAAUGGUGAAGGUUGAUGGAUAUGAUGCAUGUGUCGAUUUAGCUAAUAAAGCAGUGUGUAAUGGAUGAACCACCAUUAUACUGUUAGAAAUACAAAGUUGCAUUCCUAACGCUAUAGAAACCCUCUGCCCUGCCCCUCCACUCGUUGCCUCCAACCCCACUGAUGCAAAGGAAAAAAACCCUCUUUUUUUUUACUUACCUGACUCCAGAGCAGAUAUCCCUUGAUGCUGGGUUGGCCUCCUCCAAUGCAAGCCGAUGUGGGGAAGCUGAACAUCCAAAUAUACUGGACAUCCUCUUAAACUCCCGUCGAACAAAAAUGUAGAUUUGGGCUCAUCCAGUAGUUUCUUCAGUAGUUGGACUUUAUUGUGGAGUACACAAAUUUAUAAAACCUUUCGGCUCCCCUGUCAAUGACUUGACAAAGGCUCCAAGGAGCCGAAACGUUGUCUAAAUUGUUGUACUCCACAACAAUGCAGAAAAAAUGAGAAGAAAUGUAAUGACAGAAGAACCACCCAGGAAAAUUAUAGGUUUUCUUAAUUAGGUAUAUUUUCAGUGACCUCUUUAAGGACUCCAGGCCAAGAGAGAAUCUAAUAGAAUGGAGCAGGACAUUUCAUAGGAAUGGUGCAGCCAAAGAAUAAUGAGUAGGCAGUGUGGGAAUAGGUGGGUGACAGGAGAAGGUCACUCGCAGAGUGAAGGUAAUGCAAAGGGUGUAUUUCUUAAAUAAAAAGGGAAUGUUGAAUUGUUGGGGGCUCUGUAAGUUAAUGCCAGCAGUGUGAAUUAGAUCCUGAGUGGAACAGGAAUCCAAAGCAGUGAGGUGUGAGAGUAGUGGUGAGUCAGGAAGUUAACCUAGUGGAAGCAUUCCUUACAAUACUCUUAUCCUUAAAGUCAAAGGAAACCAGACACACUCUAGCACUGUAUGUCUGUAGUCUUCGGGGAAAGAAAGAAGGACCCUAAAGAAGGACCCAAGGCAGGAUUCUAGUUUACUCUCCUUCAUUCUUAGUUUAGAGAGGAGGAAUGGGGCCAAGCUUAACCAAGUAUAUUCAUGGCACCUGGGUCAUGGGCUCUAGGAGAAUGUCUUAGGUUGUUUUAUGGAUAUUGGGAACUCUUAAAUUCUUAAAAUAUUACCCUUUACCUCACCUCCAUGUGGGUUUAGGGAGCAUAAUGUGGCAUUUGCUAGUUGUCUACUUGAUUAACUCGUGUGAUUAACCAUCUGUGGUUUGUGGAGGGACAGAGGCUGUGAUGGGGGGAAGGGACUGUGAUGGACGGAUAAGGGCGGUAAUGGGGGGACAGAAAUUGUGCUGGAGGUAAUGGCUGUGAGGGGGGAUCAGGGCAGUAAUGUGGGGGAUAUAGGCUGUGAUAAGGGGGAUAAGGACAGUAAUGUGGGGGUAGGGGCUGUGAUACAGAUGAAGGUGGCAGUAGUGGGAGGAAAAGGGCAGUAAUGUGAGUGUGGGGGAUAGAUGUUGUGAUGGAGAGUAGGGGCAGUAGUGGGGGGAUAGGUGAAAUAUGUGAUUUUAACUUAAAAGAAAUAUAAACAAAAGUGUAUUUCCCCUCCUUGAUGCUUACCUUUGGGCAGGGAGGGAGACAUUUUGAUCCCUGGUUGUCCAGAGUGAGAAUAAGCACCCUCAGUGGCCGGCACCUGGAAAUGUUGCAGAGUGUUGCCAUGGUAACAAGAAGCACUGGCCCACAUCUGACAUUUGCAUUGUUUAACCAUCUGCUUAUUGAUGAAUGAAGAUGCUGAGCAACUAAUCAUGGUAAAAUGUAGGGGUAUUUUUGAAACAAACCAUAUUCUUGGUUAAGAUUCCAAAGAUAUACUUUGUGUACUCUAAACAUUUUCCAAACCAUCUUUAAAAUUAAUCGGUUAUGACAGGUAAAGACAGCAAACUGUACCUGAGAGAAAAGUCCCAAGUUGAACUUGAAUAAUCCGUUUCUGUUAAUGUUUAGAAAGUAAGUCAUUGUAGCUUUUUAAAUCCCUGUAACGUGACUUUUCAAAACAAGCUAUUUGGCUGGUAUACCGAAUUCUAAUUUUAGAAAUGUCUGAAAAUCUGCCAAAUGAUUUUAAGCAAAUGUUUACCCACUGCACACCUUUCUAUCGUCUAUGAAAGUUACUUUAGGUAAAAGGUUCUUGCUAAGGUCAGAUCUAAAACAUUACCUUGAGUAAUAAGUAAUCAGUUAUCCAAGCACAACAUUUGAGUUCAAAUUGAAAACUAUAAAAAAGUAAACCCAUCUUGGUAUAUACACGUUUACAUAAAAUCAAAGUAUUGAUCCAUAUUCUAUAACAUAUCAUUAUAAAAGUAUGGACCCCUAGCUCACCUUUCCCACUUUGAUAAAGGAGUUAGACAUGAAAGGGUUACUCUAAUCUCACUGUAGUGGUUAUGUUGCCAAAAGUGUCAUGGCACCAUUCUCUAUCAAUUUUCUACAACUUGGAUGACACCGAUUGGUUGAUAGCACUGGACUCACUGCAAUGAACCCAAGUUAAUGUCAAACUAUUCCUAAAAGGUUUUACCAGGGGACAUCGCCAUGAAACUCUCAGCUUAAUAGUUAUUAGCUACAAUAGAAAACUGUAGUGGUUAUGUUGCCUAGUGUCCCUUUAAUGUGAACCCGCUUUGAUGGGUUACUUUAAUUAAUGGAACAUCCCACAUACCAUAACCACCACAGAGUGCUGUAGUGGUUAUGUCGCUAGGAACGUCAUUGUAAGAAGUAAAAUAAUGAUCCGAUUUCGUACACCCCAGGCACCACUCCCUGCCACCUCUCAGCAGCAAAGAAUGCAAGGGUGCUCCUGCUUAAGAGUUUUCAUUAAUUUCCCGAGUAAGCCAUGCCAUGCAGGUCUCUAUGAAGUGUUGCAUUGUGUUCGGACAGUCUGGAAAUCAGUCCUGUGGUUUAAGAGUGAAAGAACUAACCUGGAAUAAGAUCUCACUGCUUAGUAUAGUGGAUGGUUUUAGGGGCAAUCUGGGGCUGUCCUGUUUUUAAAAGAUAUUCUAUUCAGUUUAAUAAAUGAUUUUUUGUUUUAAAUUUUUUAUGCUGUUUGUAUAUUUUCCCAUACUUGUAUUCUACAAUAAAUUUUGGAUUUACACAUUUAAAAAAAAUAAAAAUAAAAAUGUGCUGCUGUGGAUACCUAAUGAUCAAACUAUGAGUGUUUUUAUAUCUUUUUUUGUGUGACUGCAAUCACAUGUAUGAAAUAUAUAUAAUUUUAAAAUGCACAGCACACAUUGACAUGAAGUUAUUGUAUUAUCUAAAGUAAGUUUCAUAGCAUUGUCUAUUUACUUAUUGCACUUUACAGUAUUUAAAUCAUGCUCUCUUCAUUGGGAAUUGCCCACUUCACAUAAAGUUAUACAAUAGUUAAACAUAUGCGAUGGAUUUAAGGGUUUCCUACGCACUUAGUUAUUGGUAUCCUCAAUAUGUGAUGCAAAUAAUGACAGACCUUUUUCUGAUAUAUUCUUUGGUCCUUAUAUUUCCCCUUCAGUUCAAGAAGCCACAAAUUUGCAUUACAUUCAUAUUUCCAUUGGAUGAUUUAAGAGAAACAUGAUUUACCUUUCUGUCAUGUCCCAUGUAGAUCAUUGCCUUUAAGCUGACUUCCUGUCCCAUUUAUAACAGGUACAGAAUGUAGGACACUCAGAAUCUAGGACUGACUCAGCAGUAUUUUCAGACAGAAAUAUAUGACAGCAUUUUUGAUACAGUAAUUCUAUCAUGUCAGGAAAAUUCUCAGAAAUUGCUGAAUUUAUGGGUCAGGGUUUUUUUUCUUUUGAGUUUUUUUGUUGCAUCUUGCAUUGUAUAAUUUAUUGUUUUAAAACAUUGGUCUGCCCCCAAGGCUCAUUAUUAUGGACUAGAAAGCACAUUAAAAUAAAAUAUAAAUAAGGCCAAAGUUUAGAUACUGGCCACCGGUUAACCAACCAAAUGUUGCCAGUGCAUAGUUCGGUCCAAUAUGUACAUUGAGGGGCUACUAUAAAAGGAGAUAUAUUGGUUUUUUUUUUUUGUUUGUUUGUUUUUUUAAAACUAAAUGUCUUGUUUAAAUGGGAUCAGGGAAAACAUAUUUAUAUACAAUAUAUUCAGUUUUAUUUAUUUUAAAGAUUAUUUUAUAUUGUUCACUUAUCAAGAGCUUUAUACAGAAAUGAGUUAUUAGGUUAAUGUAAUGGUUCCCAACCCAGUCCUCAAGUACCCUCUAUCAGUCCAGGAUUUAGGGACUGGUUGUGUUUUAAGAAAAAAAGAAAAAAACACUUUGGACACAACUGGGUAAUCCCAAAAUCCUUGGGGGUACUUGAGGACUGGGUUGGGAACCCCUGGGCUAGAGGAUGCAUACAAUAUGACAUAUAAUAACAAAUGCAAUGUUUUGUGGGCUCAGGACAUACUUGAAAAUGAGAGAAAUCUCAGUGUAUCUUUCCUGGUAAAAUAUUUUAUAAAUAAAUACAGAUACAGAAAGAAUAGAAAAGCCUGCUGUCAUCUUAAAGAUUUACUCCGAGUACCAUGACCUCCUCGCUGACUUGUAUUUUUACCUUUUCAAUAAGUAACACUGCACAUACAGAGACUUUGCUGUUAGAGGUGUGAGUCUGCUAAUACUAAAUAUUUACACAAGAUGUGUCAGCAUCAGUACCAUAGCCGUGUGCAUGGGGUGUGCCGAGUGUGCCAAGGAACACCCUAAUGCAGCCAGAUUGCUGACCUUCACCGCUUCUUUUUAAUCGGGUAUGGUGCCUAUUGAUUUAACUGGCAACAUGCAAAUUACAUUACUGCCAGCUGAGGAGAAGAGGCAGGCAUUGCUUUCUGUGGUAUUUUUCUCCCGAGUGGAGGUUGUAAGGGGUGGGCGGAUGUGACAUCAUGCCUUUUCUUUCCCAUCAGGAUAUGCUCACCCAAAGAAUACAGCAUGGAAGAUCUCCAGCAGAGUUCACUCCCUGCUACACCACUAAUGGUUGGCAGCGCAAAAAUCGUUUUUUGUAUAUGGAGCUGUGUGUUUAUCUCCUAUUGUAUCCACCCUGCCACAAAUCCCUCUCAGCUCUUCCUCUCGCACUCAUGCCUUACUGUUACCCUUAUCCUCCCAUCUGCCCCCCUGGGAGAACCCCCUAAUGAAAUGUGCUGCACAUGCCUAUAAUCAGCACACAUAUCAUGUUUGUGAUGGAUGACUAAUGGUAGCAUGGCCCAUCCCUCCAUGGGGUUCUGGGGUUCUAAAUUGCCCUUUAACACAACCCUAUCCUAGUAGAGGAAGUGACAGGACUAGGUUCAGCUUGGGAUCAGAACUGGAUUACAGGUGGGUAUCUCUUUUAAAAAUAAUUUUCUCUCUCUCUCUCUAUCUCUCUCUCUCUCUCUCUUCUUUUUUGUUUAUUAUUGACAAUGCUUUCUAAUCUCUGGGAAAUGUUCUAUUUAAAAGGUGCCAAUAAAGUCCAAGGAACAAUUAAAAGCAAAACUAAACUUCACAUAAACAAUAAAACAUAGCUUUUAAUACAAAAAGAGACAUGGGGUCAGCUUAAAUUAAGGACAAAAAGCAUUAGGCAGCUUAAUAUUAGUUUAUUUUUUUCAGUUUAAAGAUGAAAUAACGGCAUAUAAAUAAAAAAAUAAAAAAUAGGGAAUAUUUGGAUUUAGGACAGGGACUUUAAAUUCUGUCCAUCAUAGGCAUUAAUGGUCCACAACUCCCAGAAUUUUUUGAAUGCAAUAGAUUCAUAAGCAGGACUAUACAUAGGACACAAGUACACACAUUUAGACUGGAAAAAGGGGGAUUUAGUCUUAGCCAAUGGAGAGGGUUUUUACAGUAAGAACAAUAAGCAUGUGGAAUUUUCUGAAGAGUCUAAACAGCAAGUAGAUACAUACUUGCAAAAACAUAAUAUACAUGGAUAUAAUGUUUAAUUAAUGGGGUAAUAGCUUCUUGAUACAAGAAGAUAUCUGACUGCCAUUCUGGGGUCAAGAAGGAAUUUUGUUCCUAGUUUGUUGCAAAAGUGCUUUAGGCUAGGUUUUUUUUGCCUUCUUUUGGAUCAAUAGCAAAAACAAAUGUGAGAAAGCUGAACUUGAUGGAAGCAUGUCUCUUUUAUUUAACUAUGUAGAUGUAAUUUAUUUUUAAAGGUGGAAGACUGUGACAGCAUGGGUUACUCCAACCAAAAAAAAACAAAAAGAUGUUUUAAUAAUAUAAUGUUUUUGGCAUUCAGAAAUCUUUAAAAUUAAGUAUUUAUGGAAUUUUGUAUGCAAAUUGCUUAGCAAAAUCAUUACAUUCUAAGAUAGCUCAUGGAAACGGAGUCAAAGGAGAUCAGGUGAAAAUUGUAAGUUAAUAGCUGGAUAGUUUAAGAGUUUAUAAAAAUAAUUUGUAAACAAUCGGUAAUGAAAGCUGUUGCUAGGCUGAUCUUUCUCACCCGUGGUUCCUCACAUACCUCACCCCUCUGUCGAUCCUUACAUUCUGUAUCAUAGGUGUCAAUUCAAAAUAACAACCCUUACCUAUAAAGCUCUAACUAACUCUAGCCCCUCUUACAUUUCUUCCCUGAUUCAUAGAUAUGCCCCUUCUCGGUCUCUCCGCUCUGCCAGUGACCUUCUCUUGUCCGCCACUCGCACCCUUACUGCUAACUCGUGCUUGCAGGACUUCUCGAGGGCGGCUCCCUUCUUUAGCCUCCCUAACCCCAUCAGACUCUCCCUAGUCUUAAAUUGUUUAAGAAGUCCCUCAAAACACAUCUGUUCAGAAAUGCUUAUGGACUGACAGAGUAACAAAUUGAUACUUACCAAAGUCUGUCUCUUGCUCUCCUAAAGAGCCAUUCUCACCUUCAGCUCUGCUACUUUUCCACCUUGUUUGGGGGCUGUCAUCCUUGCUGCCCUGUCAUCCUUGCUCCCACCUCGUCUAGACUGUAAGCUCGUUUGAGCAGGGUCCUUAUCUACCUAUUGUUCCUGUGUCACUGUGUAAUUGUCUCAUGUAUUGUAAAUUUCCCCCCCUUUCAUAAUAUUGAAAAGUGCUUCAGAAUUAGUUAGCGCUAUAUAAAUACCAAUAAUAAUAAUAAUAAUAAUAAAUUAUAAAUUAUGAGAAGACUGAUGACUUCAAGAUAUAAAGACACCAAGAACAUGCCUAGUCACCUCUGGAAAUAUUGUGGGUCAGAACAUGCCAAUAAGAUGCAUGGUGGAGUGCUCAUGAAUUAAGCCAAAUGGAUAUGUGGCAAUGGUACAAAUGAAACAGGGAAUAUAUAUGUGCGCGUCUAUAGAGCCACUAUUUACUGUAACAAACUGAAAAAGCAGUAUAGCAAAAUAUGUCUUGGACAAUUCCAGGAACUGUUGGUUUAUUUUUUUUAAGUGUUUAUGCUAUCUUACUUACUAAUUUACUAUACCUAUAUUUGCCUUGGAAUUUUAUUUCUGCUUAUUAUUGGGAGUAUUUUGAAGAAUGAAGGUUGUCACCUGAUGAAACACCAGCAGGGACGUGUCUACCAGUGGAGAGAGAUUUUUACCGAGACCAGGGUCAAGUUUGAAGCUAUAUCUACCCCAGCUGGGCUGGCUUCUAGAGGGGCUUGUACUCCCAGAUAUCUAUGGACUGUGCCCUCAUCUCUCAAGGAAGUAUCGACUACUCUGCCUGUCCCACUUUCUCCCAGGCAGAUAUGGACCCUGUCUGCCUGUGCCCCCUUUUCUCAGGCAGGUACGACUUCACUGCAUGUCCUUCUUUCUUCGAGGCAGUUAUUGACCCCUCUGUCUGUGCCUUCUUGUCCCCUCUGCCUGUGCUGCCUCCAACUACUGCAUUUCUAAAGACACUUGUGGCUCUCAGGCCUAGCUCUCAGGAGACCUCUUAUUUAAAAUGUCUCUGGGACCAGGGAAAAGUGCAGCCAAGAAGUAGGUCCGAAGAUUCUGCUACUGAAAUCCCCAAACACAACAGACAGGACACACAGAUCCCACCAGAACUAGUACAAAAAAACCUAUUUCCACUCUGCACUAUCCCUUUUCUGUAUUACAUUACAAUUAUGGUGACAGACUUCAUCCAAAGCAUAUAAUAUAAUCAUAUGGGGAAUCAUACAGACACUCAUAUAAUACAAUACAAUACUUAUAAAGGGGUGGGGAACACAAACACUGACAAGGAAUUUGUCCCCUGCCUGCAUAAACUAAAAUAUGCAAAUCUACCUGAGUAUACAAAUUAACAAGUCUUGCUAUUCAGCACUGCGCAGGCUCCACCUAAUCAAAUCCACCUAGUUGGUACCGGGCACCAGCAGGACAGGAGAGCACAAAAGAACAUUUAACAAAUGACAUUAUUGUGGUACACACCCUGCACUUAUAAUGGCCACAUUUUCUUAUACAUAAGAAACAUCUGGGGAACCACAGGAGUUUUCAGACAUACAAAAACCCACAGUUAUAUAAUUCCCAAGAGUGAACCAAGUCCCACAUAAUCCUAGCCCAUGUUGGAACAAUACUGUGGAUCAUGGAGGCAAACAGUUAAUACAAUAGAUGCCAGAGGGAAGGGCAUAUGGUCUAUAAGUAUAUAUGUACCCAGUGACUACAGUCACACGAGCAAGCCACACUAUGUACCUAUUAUCUUUUUCUGAGAGCAACCAUAUAGGGCUAGCUUCAUAAUAGGCUCUGACCAAUUUUAUAAUAUUAUACUAGUAUAUCCCACAUUAUUGGUCAUUCUUAAUGUGAGUUGAUAAAACAAGGUAGAAUGUAAAAUAUAUACCAGUUCCAUUCAGUAUCCAUGUCUUCUGUAUAUUUAUUUUUCAUGUAGAAUCAAAUCAUUACUAGCAGCACUCUUUUAAAGGGACACUCUGGACUCCUAAAGCACUUCAGGCUCCUGAAAUGCUCUAUAUAUAAAUAAUUUGUCCUCUUUUCACUUUACAAAAAGUGCAGAUUUCAAUAGAAAUUGUCACUUUUAUAAAUUAAUCUGGAUACACCCCCUGGCUGUCAAUUAGACACCCUGCCCUGUUACCUACUGUUGAUUUAACUCAAGGUUCUCCAAAAUCUGCCCUAGAGAGGUUGCUAGUCAACUCCCAUGCUUCUUGGAAUGAAAUAGCCAGAUAAUUCAGCAGCAUCUGGAGUGCCAGGGUUUGGAGAACCCUGACUUUAGUUUAAUGGAGCUAAACUAAAAGAGUCAGCAAUUGUCUAGAGCACAUGCCUUACAAAAUCUUCUCAUUCUGUGACUGGACAGCCACAGACAGUCUGGGCGUUGUUAAAAGGGGAGGGCCUGUAAAGACUGCAGACAAGAGAUUGGCAGCUUUUCAUUCUGGUUUUAAAGAUAAACCCACAUUGAAAAAGUGCAUAAUUAAAUGCAUGCAAGUUUUAUUUUAUUUUUUGUAUUUGGGCAGUGGAAAGUCCUUUUAACUACAUAUAGACAUAGAAUCAUGUAAGAUGUAAGGAAGGGGUUAGGGCUUGGUUAGUGGUUACAGGAUGAGGUUAAGCUGCAGCAAGCAGUUAAUGUUCACAGAGAUGCACAACGAGAAAUUGACUCUUAGAGCAGCAAAAAUUAAUCUAAAGCUCCCCUCCUUCACAGUAUAUGUUAAUGACACAUGAAAGAAACAGGGGGGGAGAGGGAGAGUAUUUAGUGGAACUACCAGGGCUGCAAUGGAGUCCGUCUGUGUUGGUGGGAUCCCAGGGAGCAGAUUAUUUUGGAGGUUUUUUUUAAACUAGCUGACUCAAACACACAAUAAUUUGCUCAUCUAACACACACACCUUCCUCUUAUAAAUGACACAGCCUUGUAGACUUUUUUGGAAGAUUUCCGUUUUCUUCUCCUUCUAGUUAUGCGGGAGCUGUGAGACAAAAGCUCCUUCCCACUGAAUUAGAGGAAGCCAUGCAGACAUGGAUGGAGAAGCAAGGUAGACGGAAUGAUACAGGGCUAAACAUGAAGUAA
Messenger RNA from Pelobates cultripes (western spadefoot toad), 11392 nucleotides. Lineage: Eukaryota; Metazoa; Chordata; Amphibia; Anura; Pelobatidae. The record is from the annotation of a GenBank genome assembly.